AUGAAGCAUCUUCCUGAUGUUUGUCAGACGUUGGGCAAGUGGAGCAGUGUGUUCAUCCCCACUUUGAUUCACUGCAUCGGCAACCAGGACGAAGUCUGGGCCAUCAAAGACAAUUCCCUCAGUGCUACUCUGCAACUAAUUUGGGAUGCCGUUUACAAAGGUGUCCCAUACACAGUCACUACUGAUGGGCUUGUCAUUGCCGUGGCCCUUCAGCAGUUGUCAGAAUGGUGCAUUAGCACCACUGCCCUCGUUGUAUUUGCAACAUUCCUACGCUCACAGCCUGAUCUCAAGACUGAUGAAGACCGCCAGGAAUUUUCUGUGUGCCUACUUAUGAAGAGCGCGUUCUUGUAUGGGACAAUUAAGGAGGAUGGUAGUAAGCACAUGGAACCAUUUCAAUCUGACCUUAUCGUGCAGCUGCUUGCGCAACAUCACUGUGCUAUUUCUGGUGCUCUCGCCGUUGUGCCAGGAUUCACUACAUUGGGACACCCAAAGGGGGCGCUUGCCCUCGCCACUUCGGCGGCAGGUAUCUCCACCAUAUCUUUAUACAGUUAA
Messenger RNA from Suillus subalutaceus, 552 nucleotides. RefSeq lists its product as uncharacterized. NCBI's taxonomy places the organism in Eukaryota, Fungi, Basidiomycota, Agaricomycetes, Boletales, Suillaceae. The record is from RefSeq and is a predicted model, not a curated record. The coding region runs from base 1 to 552 and encodes 183 amino acids. The transcript is spliced from 2 exons.